AUGGAUGGGAAGAGUGAAGGACAAACGGGCUGCUCUUUGAAUCCUCUUGCACCAAUAAAAGUUAUGGCUAAGCGUCCUGGAAAGUACUUUCUUGGCCUCAAAAAUUACAAUGCCACAACUAACACGUUUCACAAAAGGGAGAAAAGAUCUUGUUUUGGAGGAAGGCGACGCAAGCGCUCCUGCAUCGAAGUCAAAGAUCCACCAGCCACCCCACCCCAGAGUAAAAAUGUCUCUGUGAUACCAGUUUAUGAUUCCACAACAGAUAAGAACUAUACUCUAAAGGUUUCCUCAGGAAGUUGUGUAUACUGGUCUGAGAAACUUGAGAUGUGGAUAGCUUCUGGUUGUCAGUCUACGUCACAAAGGAAUCCCGUGAGAUUGCGCGAGCAAGCCAGGUCAGUGUGCAGUAAGCUUUCGGUUAUGGCGAACGCAGACGUGAAUGAGAUGAAUGAGAAAGACGGCAAAUCUCUCUCUAGAGGAGAAGAAGACGAAAAUGCAUUGUUAGCCGACGACGGAAAUGAUCAUGACACCACCGGUGCUCAUGUUAUCGCUCCCAAUAAACUAUGGGAAGCUAUUCAAGGACUGCAAAAGAAAGUUGAUCUUUUGCCGGGAACGUCAACAUGCAUCACCGAUGCUUCAUUAAAGCGGAAAGUACCACAAACGUCCAAGGAAGAGUCAAAAAUUGACUCAAACUCCCAACCGGGACCCUCAAAAAAGAAAGCUAGAAAAGCUUUGUCUGAUUCCGAUGACGCAUCGGACGACUCAAACAGCGACGAAGUGGCAAACAAUAGAAUAUAUUGGAGCUGGUUACAGAAUAUUUUCCUUCCCGGAGUGUUUUCCGGCAGAUGGUACAACGGUCAAGAGGAGAAGCAAACAAUGUACAUUGGUAAUAAACACUCUCUUCUUGUAGGAAUGGCUCGAGUAAGGCAACUCAGAGUGAAAUCGAGCCAAUGUCAAGUGGUAAGAUACAUGGAUGGAUUAUUCCAAGAAUGCUUCGAAGGAUACUCAGCAAAGAACGAAGACAAGACCGCGUACAAUAAACCAGGCUGGAGGCCUGUGAACAAUGUUACGAGAACUGUCGAAUUACUACAGCUUUGCCCAAAGCCCUGGCGUUAUCAAAAUGCUGAGGAAACAGAGAGUGUACCCAAAUGGGGACAGUUGUCAUUUUACCACGGUGGAGGGUUUGUUGCAGACCUCGGGUACGGGAACCAUACUGGAUUCAGCAUUAUAGCAAAUUUGCAAAACAACGGCUGGCUUGACAGGCAAACAAGAGUUGUCCUCGCCGAGUUUUCUACUUUUAAUCCAACAGUAAAUAUUUUAGGCAUUGCCACAUACUUAUACGAAAUUGAUGCAUCUAGUAUGAAAGUAGCCUCCGUGCAAACUGAUAUUCUUUCCCUUUAUGAUACGGACACAGCCUCGCACCAGUUUUAUUUGAUUUGCAUGUUUUUAUUUACUGUAUUUGUUUUUCUGUAUUCCGGAAGAGAAAGCUUUAGGCUUUUUAAACAUCGCUCUCGAUACUUCAAGUCCUUGUGGAAUUGGGUCGAGAUAUUCCAAAUUGUCUUCUCUCUGUUGGCCGUGGUGAUGUACAUAACACGACAAGGUAAAGUAAAUUCGACGAUGAGGAAACUGAAAGAAAACAUUUAUGCAAAUGUAAGUUUUCAAGAGGCUAUCACUUUUCAUGAAAUAGAAAAUUCCGUUGUUGGAAUCCUAAUGUUUAUAGUCACCACAAAACUCUUGCGGAUUAUUCGCUUAAACAAUUAUGUUGCUAUUUUUUUAAAAACAUUGAAGAAAUCUUUGCGAUCUCUUUCUUCCUUUAGCGUUGUUUUAUUGACUUCAUUUAUGGCAUUUUUGCACUUCGGCGUCUUGAUGUUUGGCUCUGUAUCUGAGCGUUACUCUUCGGUGUUAAAAGGAGCUUACUUCCAAAUCGAGCUCACUCUUGGACGAGUAAAAGCCAGACCAAUUAAUGAACUAGCUGAGGCAAAUAACAUAUACGCCAAAAUAUUCGCUUUCCUAAUACUUUUCACUCUUACAAUCCUCUGCAUGAACUUUUUUAUCGGCAUGAUAAAUGAUGCUCUUUUAGAGGCAAAGAGCAACGGGAACGAAAGUGAGCUGUAUGAACUUAGUGAUGAAGAUAUAUGCUCGAGCUCAAAAGAAAGGAGAGAGUUUUUCGAUGCAAUCUGUAAAACACUUAAACAGUGUAGAGCAUCGCAAACUUGGGCAAAAGAGGAGAAAAAAGAAUUAGGAAACGUUGGCACUCAUUUCAUGAAGAGUCCAAAACUCAACUUUGAUUUGAUAAGUCAGGCUAUAGUAGCUUUGAGGGAGAAGAUAACCAGAGAAAAAAUAAAUGAACAUCGAUACAGCCCAAGGAGACAAUCACCCUUUGACAAGAUAAGCAGUACGUUAAAAUCCGCGAAAUAUGAAAGCAUUAACGAAUGCGGCAAAGGUAAAGCAAAAAAGAAAGUAAGAUUCCAAGAGGAUGUUGUUAAGUCUUCCUUUGGAAAACUACGUAGAAGAAAACAUGACCUGUUUCAACGGCUGGAGAGAAUUGUAUCCGGGUUCUCACAAGAGGACGAAGAAUUUCAUGUUUUAUUAAAAACAGCAGUGGCUCAGAAUUACUGGGUUGAGAGAGAAUACUAGGAGGUGACAAAAGGAUAAAAAAAACAUUUUAUUCCAAAUUAACUUGAAAGACAGAUACUAUGUACUGUCAGUAUAUAGAGGCUCGCACCAUAGUCCCCUCUACUAACUAUGCUCGCACACACAAAGAUGUUGCUGGAAUUUGCCUAUCGUAAUAGCUAAUGAAAGAUUGUGCCAGGUACCAAAACAAAAACAAACAAAGAAAACAAAACAAAAUAAUCUUGGUUUUUUAAGCUUAUAUCAGAGGAAGUAUUUGUAUUCACCUCUUCUAUGAGUAACGUAUUGAUUGUUCAA
Molecule: messenger RNA, 2925 nt
Organism: Stylophora pistillata
Lineage: Eukaryota; Metazoa; Cnidaria; Anthozoa; Scleractinia; Pocilloporidae
Product: polycystin-1-like protein 2
Biological process (GO): detection of mechanical stimulus
Cellular component (GO): membrane
Molecular function (GO): calcium channel activity; calcium ion binding; protein binding
Source: RefSeq, a predicted model, not a curated record